AUGGAAGGACAUUUAUGGCUAAAAGGAAAAGGAAAAGAAGAAGUUAAAAAUGUGUUGAUUUUACGUAUUUCGCAGAAUUGUGCAGAAUUAAAUCGUUCGAUUCACUUGGUGGAUCUUCGAUCGUUUGGAGAAAUACCAUCUGAUUUAACAGUUGGCGUUGGUAUAUGCGAGAAGAUGACAUCGGCGGGAUCUACUAAUGCACUGAAUCAACCAUUGGAUGAAAAUUUUAUAAGACGGUUGAUUGAAGCCGUGAAAAGCCAGCCUUGUCUAUAUAAUCCGAAUCAUGAGCAUUAUGGUAAUAGGCACGCUAAUGCUCAAUAUAGGGCUCGUGUAUGGCAAAAGCUGUGUGUUGAUUUAGAAUUUACUGAGGAUGCCCAUAUUUUGCAAACGCAUUGGAAGCGCUUGCGUGAUCGGUAUUUGCGAGAACGCAGAAAACGGAAGAACAAUAUUAUAAGUGAUAGUUCGCAUUUGGAAAGUGGUAAUUUCACUCGUGAGAGGCAUGUUUCAGAAAGCUCUAGCUCUGGAAAUACGACUAGUUUGGCUGGUAGUCGUUAUUUUGAGAUGAUGCGUUGGAUAGAACCUUAUUUGGCUGAUGUAACUCCAAGUAGCAGUUUUGGGGCGACAAAUAUUAAUCCUUCUGAUAACUGUUCAAACGGUGCUACUGUUCAGAAAGGACAAAGUAGUGGGAAUAGGGCUGCAGUGGUGACCACAUCUGAAAAUACGGAUACUUUUUAUGUUAAUAGAAGUAAUUCUACUCAUUCUGACCAUUCCGAACCAGCUUUGCAACAAGCAGGAUCCAAAAAUGAAGUUAUGUUGAGCUGUUUUGAACAACGUGAUCGGCAAAAGUUGCAAGCAGAACGAACAGAGCCACGAAAUCGUGAUUACACCAAAUCAUGUGGUAAUAUCCCCAAUGGAUCAAGUGGGCGAACAAAUACGCAGAGCGAUCCAUCGCCGAUAAAUGCCAGUCCUUCAUCUUCAACAACGAGUAGUGAAAUUGAUGUUGGCUCCGUUCCCACAAUUUCUGGUCAAACAAUUACUCAACAACAGUCAAAUAUACAAAGGCAUCCUUCUCAGCGAAUUUUAUAUACAAAAGCAGAAGUGCAACCCCGUUCAUCGAUGCAAACUUGUGAUGGAAGCGUUUAUACAUUAAUGUCUCAGGGUAUUGCGCCUUCAUCUUCAAAAAAGGAUGUCAGUCUUAGAACAAGUGAUGGUAAUGCAGUGGCGAUGGUUAUUGAUACAGCAAACUAUUACCAGCAUGGCAAUCAAAAAAUGUAUCGUUUGGUUAAUGUAUCUGAAAUGAAUGCAGAACUGGUCCCAUUAUCAGCGGGAAAUGCAGGAUCUUCGACAAAUGAAGUGAAAUUAAUCACAGUUCCUCGGAUUCAAUCGUCUUCCGAAGUUUCACAUCGAAGAAAACGUCUUGCACCUGGUAGUUUACCUAGUAUAAGUAAUGGUCGAGGUCAACUUGGUGACGAUUUAAUUCUUGAUGAUGGCACCGGCAAUACCAUUGUGGAAAAGACUAUUACGAUUGAUCAGACUUCUCCUAUAAGUGGUGAUCGUUUACUUUUGGAUCAUUCUGUUAGUGCAUCUAAUAUUUUGGGGCACCACAGUUUGCAACAGGUUCACAUUCAGAAUGCCGGAGGAUCAGCACAACAUGGUAGUGUUAUUACGAGUGGCCAUCAUGUUCAGUUAUCACAUCAGAUUAACCAUCCAGGAAGUACGCAGAUUAAUGUUGUUGCAAUGAGGCCACAACAGCAAAAUCAGAGAUUUAUCACUCAACAAUUAUCAGUUCAACAACCUCAUUAUACGAUGCUUACGAAUCAGUCGAUCACAAAUAAUCAGGACGAACAUUUAGAAUUUGCCAAUUCUAUUGCCACACAUUUAGCUAGACUUAACGAUGAUGAAAAAGCUGUUGCGAAAAUGAACAUUCAGAGAAUAUUAAUGGAUGCUCGUUUUGGUCUUGGUGCUUGUGCUCGUAUGAUUCAUGAUGAAGAACUUACUGAAGUUGCAACCACUAGCACUACUCAUGAAAUGAUAGUUAAUACACAACAGCAUCAAGAUCCAUCAACUCGAAGAUAG
Dracunculus medinensis (Guinea worm) is the source of this 2076-nucleotide messenger RNA. The record is from the annotation of a GenBank genome assembly. Lineage: Eukaryota; Metazoa; Nematoda; Chromadorea; Rhabditida; Dracunculidae.